CGAUGGCAUUCACUCCCAGCUAUUCUUAGGAGCCUCCCAGGAGCUCUGCACAGCCUGGCCAGGCAGCAAGGAACGCAGCAGAGGAAGCCACCGCUGUCAGCACCAGUAUGUCUUACAGUGUGACUCUGACUGGGCCUGGGCCCUGGGGCUUCCGUCUGCAGGGAGGCAAGGACUUCAACAUGCCCCUCACUAUCUCCCGGAUCACUCCAGGCAGCAAGGCAGCCCAGUCCCAGCUCAGCCAAGGAGACCUGGUGGUGGCCAUUGAUGGCGUCAACACAGACACCAUGACCCACCUGGAGGCCCAGAACAAGAUCAAGUCGGCCAGCUACAACCUGAGCCUCACUCUACAGAAGUCCAAGCGGCCUAUUCCCAUCUCCACGACAGCGCCUCCCAUCCAGUCCCCGCUGCCAGUGAUCCCCCACCAGAAGGACCCUGCUCUGGACACGAACGGCAGCCUGGCGACUCCCAGCCCCAGCCCUGAGGCAAGGGCCAGCCCAGGCGCCCUGGAGUUCGGGGACACCUUUAGCUCCUCCUUCUCCCAGACCUCUGUCUGCAGCCCACUCAUGGAGGCCUCGGGGCCUGUCCUUCCUCUGGGUAGCCCAGUGGCCAAGGCCAGCUCAGAGGGUGCACAGGGCUCAGUCAGCCCCAAAGUUCUGCCAGGCCCCAGCCAACCGAGGCAAUAUAACAACCCCAUUGGCCUGUACUCAGCAGAGACCCUGAGGGAGAUGGCUCAGAUGUAUCAGAUGAGCCUCCGAGGGAAGGCCUCAGGUGCUGGACUCCUAGGAGGGAGCCUCCCUGUGAAAGACUUGGCGGUGGACAGCGCCUCUCCUGUGUACCAGGCUGUGAUCAAAACCCAAAGCAAGCCGGAAGAUGAGGCUGAUGAGUGGGCCCGCCGGUCCUCCAACCUGCAGUCUCGCUCCUUCCGCAUCCUGGCCCAGAUGACCGGGACAGAAUACAUGCAAGACCCUGAUGAAGAGGCUCUGCGAAGGUCAAGCACCCCUAUUGAGCAUGCUCCAGUGUGCACCAGCCAGGCCACUUCCCCGCUGCUGCCUGCUUCUGCCCAGUCGCCCGCUGCUGCCUCUCCCAUUGCGGCCUCGCCAACCCUGGCCACAGCUGCUGCCACCCAUGCUGCUGCCGCCUCUGCUGCAGGCCCUGCCGCAAGUCCCGUGGAGAAUCCGAGGCCACAGGCCUCUGCUUACAGUCCUGCAGCCGCCGCUUCUCCAGCACCCUCUGCCCAUACCAGCUACAGCGAGGGUCCAGCUGCCCCUGCACCCAAGCCUCGGGUCGUAACCACUGCCAGCAUCCGGCCUUCUGUCUACCAGCCAGUGCCUGCAUCUUCCUACAGCCCAUCUCCAGGAGCCAAUUACAGUCCAACUCCCUAUACCCCUUCGCCAGCUCCUGCUUAUACCCCCUCUCCUGCUCCCACCUAUACCCCCUCACCUGCACCUACAUACUCCCCUUCCCCUGCACCAGCUUAUACCCCCUCACCUGCCCCAAACUAUACCCCUACACCAUCAGCUGCCUACAGUGGGGGCCCUUCAGAAUCUGCCAGCCGUCCACCCUGGGUGACCGAUGACAGCUUCUCUCAGAAGUUUGCUCCUGGAAAGAGCACUACCACUGUCAGCAAGCAGACCCUGCCCCGGGGGGCUCCAGCCUACAACCCAACAGGUCCACAAGUGACACCUCUUGCCAGGGGCACCUUCCAGAGAGCUGAGCGCUUCCCAGCUAGCAGCCGGACUCCCCUCUGUGGGCACUGUAACAAUGUCAUCAGGGGCCCUUUUCUGGUGGCCAUGGGCCGCUCUUGGCACCCAGAAGAGUUCAAUUGUGCCUACUGCAAGACCUCCCUAGCAGAUGUGUGCUUUGUGGAGGAGCAGAACAACGUUUACUGCGAGCGGUGUUACGAGCAGUUCUUUGCCCCGAUCUGUGCCAAAUGUAACACCAAAAUCAUGGGGGAAGUGAUGCACGCUCUGCGACAGACAUGGCACACCACCUGCUUUGUCUGUGCAGCCUGCAAGAAGCCCUUUGGGAACAGCCUCUUCCACAUGGAGGAUGGAGAGCCAUACUGUGAGAAAGACUACAUCAACCUGUUCAGCACCAAGUGCCAUGGAUGCGAUUUCCCUGUGGAAGCUGGUGACAAGUUUAUCGAGGCCCUGGGGCACACCUGGCAUGACACCUGCUUCAUUUGUGCGGUCUGCCACGUGAAUCUGGAGGGUCAGCCAUUCUACUCUAAGAAAGACAAACCACUGUGCAAGAAGCACGCACAUGCCAUCAACGUGUAGGAGCCCAGAGUGGCUGGUGUGCCAAGCCCAGGCUGCUCCUGCUACUGAUGACGAAGGAGUCAAAGAAGCUGAUGUUGUUUCUUCUGGGAGGGAAGGGGAACGAGAGAAAAUGGUUGAGCCCUUUUGAAGUCUAACUUUAGUCUUUUCUUGUAUACACAGAUUGUGUAUUAUUGUAGUUCAGACUAGAAGCCAAAAGAAGAUUCUAAACCCAGCUAGUAAUUAAUCCACGGCUGGAAUUGGACUUCAGGUUUUGGGGAAAUGACUCCAAGAAAUCAACAGUGAAAAACAAACAAAAAAACAAUGUUAAAAAAUCAAAGACUCCCUAGCCAUGUCUGUUGCCAGUGUGGGGACAGAGCCCUGGGCAGUUAUGGAGGAUCUAAAGUGUGCAGCGGAGCUCUGGAGCGAUCCUUGGCAAGCACAACGAUGUGCCAAGCAGUGUUUGCUGUGCGGAUAUUUUUAGAGCCGGCACUGAGAGCUCCUUAGCUAAGACCCAUUGGGCUUUCCUCACCAAAAAAGGAAGAGUUGUUCCAUUAGCAUCACAGAGUUACCUCUGCACAUCAGACUUCAGAUGUUGAACAAACUUGAAACAUAUAAGGGGAGCCCAGGCGUCUGAGGCAAUGGCGGGCCACCACUGGGCAAGUGAAAAGGCUCCGGGGAGGUCUUUCGCUCACGCCACGGACAGGGGAGAAAAGAUGAGCUUUCUCUGCAUCUCCCCCUCUUUCCCUCUGAAAUAUCUAAAGUCCCUGGAAGGCUUUGCUCCUUUAUGAAUUGUUAAGGGAAAGUGAAAUUGGGUUUCUCCAGUUUUGCUUUACAAUGUAUGAGAAGAGGUUUGAAAAGGACUCUGGGUGGGGUUUUAGCCUUUGUUUUGCUUUAAGAGGGUUCUGAGAGGGAGUGUUCUGUGCACGUAUUUCACCCCCUACCCGCAACAGCUCACGAACAUCUUCCUCAGCCCCACCCUCAAAUAGGCUCAGUGGGAAAAAGAGAGACAGCAUCAAACAGGAUGCUAGAACGGGCUCCCGGGAGCACCUGCGCACAUGCUCAUGGAGAGAGGAUGCUCUGCUAACCUCAGGAAGAAUGCAUGGGCUGCAGGACCUCCCAUCUCCAGAGCUGCACCAUCCCCUUAACCUGUUCCUUUAAGUGCAGCACAGGAAGUAUAUACUCAUGCUGACUGCUGCAAGGAGGAAAAGCUGCAUUUGCCAUUUGGGCCAAUAUUUGAAAAUAGUUGACUGGCUUUAGAAUAUUUAUUGAAAUAGACCUGGCCUUCAGACUCUAUAACAAUACAGGUGACUCUUUUACAUAUACAUGGAAUUAGGUGAGCUUGGUAAAGCUAUUUAGAAGUAAAGAAAGUGGCUUCCCUUUUGGGUUUCGAGAUGGUGCAAUCACCUUCCUUUCUAGGAAGUGCUGUUAGGAAGGAUGUUCAUUGAAAAUGGUAUUGAAGCAGGUUGUGUGUAUGUGUGUGUGUGUAUGUGUGUGUUUCUCACUGGAGCACAGUAUGUAGGCACUGUACCAACCACUGCCCUUCUCUCCUCCAACCUGUUUUGGAUUUUCCACUUUGCACGGUUGAAAUGUUUUAUAGGUAUGCAUUCACACUUUUCUUCUUUUGAGAACUAAGACUUCCAAGAGAGCAUCCUCCUACUUACCGGUCUCUCCUCCCUGGAAGACUCUGAAUUAGUUAGACAUUGUGUAGUAGGAAGUCCAUAGUUAGUUUGGAAUCACCAAUUCCGCCCAGGCAGCACCAGGGAAGGUCAGAACUAUGCUCCUCCAAACAGCUCUUCUUUACUUUUUAUGCAAAGCUCCUGGCUGAGUGCAUUCUGCUGGGACAGCUCAGAGGUUUGUCCAGACAUGCAGAACAGUACCUUGUGUAGUCUGUUAUUUUUGGAAAUUUCAGAUAUUCAGGGACAAGGAGCUUGCUGACUAAACAGAAGGCUUCUAAGCAGUUGAUUUUUUUUUUAAUCUAUUAAAUGAUUGGGAACUGAUCUUGAGGAAGGGAAAUAAAAACCCCUGCCAUUACAUUUCCAAAAUGUCUUUUUAAAGGUUUUAUACAUGAUCCCAGACACUGCUCCUGUGUAAUCAUUAUCCUUUGUUGUAGGAUCCUUAAGAAGAUAAUCAAAAUAUCCUAAAGGAAAGCAUCACCAUUCUCCUAUGUUAAGUAAUUUAAAACAAAUAUUUAAUAGCUUACAUGUAUUUUUAAGUGACUCUUAUUUUUUAAAUACAAAACAACAUUUAGAGGCUGGGUGUAAUUCAGUGGUACAGAAUUGUCCUAGAAUUUAGGAUUCUCUAGCUUUGGUCCCCAGCACUGCCAAAAACCAAUAUAAAGGUAGCAGAGAAGAAGCCAGUUUCAAGAAUGGUCCACAGGGUGAGCAUGCAUAGUGUUAAGAUUAAGGCUGAAUGUCGAUAGGUUACCAUCACAUCUUUACUAGUGCAUAGGAGGAAUACAGUGUGUCUUGUUUUCUUAUUCUUGGCAUUAAUCUAAUAUACUGAUAAACACUCACCUUCUGAGUAGAAUGGCUUGUAUUGGCAGUGUUUGUGUUAGCAAUCUAGCCUUUGUAAUGUGAACUUUCAACCCUAGCAUUCUUGCUUUGGGGUCUUCUUCCUUUCUUUUUGGUAAGUUUUCUGAAGUUGGAAUAUAGUGUGUUAGAGGUGUGUGUAAAACUAUUUUGCAUGGUUUUCUUUUCCUUUAUUUUCCUUUUCUUUCUUUUUGGUCCGUGUGGAUUCUUUUUAGCAAAAUAAAAUUCAGAAAAAAAAAAGAUAUACAAAUGGC
Molecule: messenger RNA, 5040 nt
Organism: Mus musculus (house mouse)
Lineage: Eukaryota; Metazoa; Chordata; Mammalia; Rodentia; Muridae
Gene: Ldb3
Product: LIM domain binding 3
Exons: 14
Coding region: 108-2279 (723 amino acids)
Cellular component (GO): cytoskeleton; perinuclear region of cytoplasm; pseudopodium
Molecular function (GO): cytoskeletal protein binding
Source: RefSeq, marked validated